AUGGCACGCAAAACGAAGACACUGGCUGAGCAGCUCGCCGAGCUCGACAACCCUGCUNNCCCAAGGGAGCCGCCACAGGACGACAGCGACGAGGACGUCUCGGACAACGACGACGACAACGUCGCCGCGGCGAGAGAACACUAUGUCGAUCAAGACGCCGAAAAAGGCCGCGCCGUCAAGACCCAACGCACAACCUUCGAUUCCCUCCUCAACACACGCAUCAAGCUUCAGAAAGCCUUGAUUGGCACGAACACACUCACCGGCGUCAUCUCAUACUCGACUCCCACAGAAGACACCGAAGAUGCCUUCCGCGCUGCCGAAACUGCCGCCUUCACCCUCUGGUCCACCUUGAACUCUCUCCGCGAAACCCUCGAGUCCAACCGCACAGGCCAUAAACGCAAACACGCCGCUUUCGACCUGGACACGCCAACAGAAGACCUCUGGACCCACAUGCGCAGCCAAGAACUCUCUGCCAACAGCACCCGCGUCUCCAUUCUCGAAAAGUGGAAUCAAAAAGCCAGAGGCGCUUCCGCCAUCACUCCCAAGAACAAACUGAACAACUCUUCGUCAAACCAAAGUAUUGUGGAUGUGCUGCAAGAGCAAUUACACGGUGAUCGCCUCAUCAAGCGCGCAAGAACACCACGCUCUUGUGCUCCUCUACAACUCGCUUCUUCCACCUCUACCACCUCUUCCUUUUCAGACUCCCCCACCCACAUCUACGACGACGCCGAUUUCUACGGUCUGCUGCUGCAAUCACUCCUCGAACAACGCAGCGCCGACUCCAUCGCCGCAUCCGCCUCGUCCACAAUCUCCAUCAACAGCGGCUUCCAAAUGCGCCGCGAAGCCAAGACCAANAAAAAUGUAGACACCAAAGCUUCAAAGGGAAGAAAAAUGCGGUACACGGUGCACGAAAAAUUGCAGAAUUUCAUGGCGCCAGAGGAUAGAGGGGUUUGNGGGGAGAGGGCUGCGGACGAAUUGUUUGGGAGUUUGUUUGGUAAGAGGAUGGGGUUGGGUGAGGAUGAGGAUGAGGAGGUGGAGAGUAGCAAGGAGGAGGAUGGGCGGGAUGAGGGUGAGGCGGGAUUGAUGAUGUUUAGAGCGUAA
Molecule: messenger RNA, 1101 nt
Organism: Aureobasidium uvarum
Lineage: Eukaryota; Fungi; Ascomycota; Dothideomycetes; Dothideales; Saccotheciaceae
Source: the annotation of a GenBank genome assembly